GUUACAUGAAAGCAACAUCAGGCAUAAUAUCGGGCUGUGUAUGGCAUAUGAAGAUGCCUUAUCUUGUGCCAGACCAUUGGUCCAUCUAGAGAGAUACAUCUAAAAGCGUUGCAUACAUUAUAAAUGUGAUAAAUGAGACCACUAUUCCCAUGACAUUGUUCCAAAGGAGAAAGACCCGUGGAUCUGGACGGAGCCAGCGGCCCAGAGGCUCAGGUUGCUGCUCCCUCCCAGCUCUCCUUCUCCUGCUACAAGGAGCCCGGCCUGCAGGGAGCGGGCGCGCCAGACGGUCCCGGGACCUGCUGGGAAACUACAGCAGGAGCAAGCGCAAAAACUUUGCCGCCGAGCGAGCUCUGCGCGGAGCCCAACCUCGCUCCAAGUGCCGCUUCCAGAGGAGAAACCUGCCGACCGGAGCACAGAGCAAACGAGCCGGCCUGAAGUUGCCUUGCUUUCGGGAGUCGUCGGGGGCGCCACAACCCCGCAUCCGGCACCCCCUCCAGGAAAGGGUCGCUAUGCGCCUUCUGAUGCCGCCGGGGAGCCUCCUCUCCCUUUGGGCGGCCCUGCUGGUGUACCUCAAGGCAGCGCGCUGCCAGCAAGCUCUAGAAUGUCAUCCUGAUGGUCAUCAGAUCCUCCAUAGUCCAUACCGCAGUGUUGAUUUUGAUUCAUCACAGCUUCAGCAAUCAGCUAUUCAGGACUUAAUAUGUGACCAUUCACUGACAUCAGGAUGGUACCGAUUCCUGAUUUUCAAUAAACGGGCAGAAAUGCCAACCAAGUGCGUGGAGAUGAAUCACUGUGGAACACAGGCUCCAGUGUGGUUGUCCCUGAGGGAGUCAGAAUCCAUGCCUCAGCCUGGAGAGCUCAAACACUUAACAGCCUGCGCAACCUGGCAGUUCUUCUUCAGCACUGCAAAAGACUGCUGCCUUUUCCGAAUUCCUGUCAGUGUGAGAAAUUGUGGCGAUUUCUUUGUAUACUUACUCCAACCCACACAGGGGUGCAUGGGAUAUUGUGCAGAAGUUAUUUCAGAUGCAAAAUCACACGUCUGCCAACCUGGGGAUACUCAGACUGAAACUGCCUGUAGCAGUAAAUUGCCUCCUUCACCACUGCCACUUCCUUUACCGCCCCAUCCAAGCACACCUGAAAUUAUGGCAGAGUUACUUGAAGGCAGCAUUUUCUUAAGGUGCACCUUUGAUGUUCGUACCACAAACAUUUCAGUGGGCUUUAUUGUGGCUUGGUCCAGACUGUCUCCUGAAGGAAUCAAAGAAGAACUGAGACAAGAGACAACUGUUCAGGCAUUCUCUCUUUUGGAACUGGAUGGUAUAAACCUCAGACUCGGAGAUAGGAUUUACUGUAGCAGUUCUGCCUUUUUGUUAGAGAAACCAGAAAUUCAAAGCUUACUCGUCGAGAGCGUGGAAUUUUUUGCAGGAAUUAAGCUGCAUCCUGAGGCAUUUACUAUAUCAGAAGAUGGAAAGGAAUACAGACUGACAAUAGAGAGCAAAAUUCCCAUUCCUUGUCCUCAAGCUAGUCAACUGGAAAAUGAUUGCAAAAUCUCAUUAACAUUAAACACGAUAGAGGAAGGUAAAGAUCAGCAGAGUUUAAACUUGGCCCUUUCUUCUUGUCAUGUGGACCUUCUUCAGCAUCCCUGCCAUAAUGGAACCUGUGGCCAGGCCACUGUUCGUUUUACUGCUGUGGCCGAUUUCACUGACGACGGAGACCAAGUAGUCAAGAUUGUAGCAGAACCAAUCAUUAGCAACAGCUUCCUGUGGGACACUUAUAUGCCGGAAAGCAUUCAGGUUACUGUGAAGGAUCUCCCCUCUGCUUAUUGCUACUCUUUUACCGACCCACAUAUCAUUACAUUUGAUGGCAGGAUGUAUGACAAUUUUAAAACAGGAACAUUUGUGCUGUAUAGAAGUACUUCCCGUGAUUUUGAAGUGCAUGUGCGCCAGUGGGACUGUGGAAGCCUUUAUUAUCCAGCAUCAUGUAACUGUGGUUUUGUUGCCAGAGAAGGCAUGGAUAUAAUAGCAUUUGACAUGUGCAGUGGCCAGCUACGUGACUCACAGCCGCACUUAUCUGUAAAGAGCAGAGACUCCGCAGACAGCCGUGUCAGGAUCACUGAAUCUUACUUAGGAAGAAAAGUCACAAUCUUAUUUUCUUCUGGAGCUUUCAUUCGAGCCGAUGUGAGUGAAUGGGGAAUGAGUUUGACGCUCAGAGCCCCCAGUUCAGAUUAUAAACACACAUUGGGACUUUGUGGAACAUUUGAUGGCAAUGCAGAGAAUGAUUUCCAUGAUGUGGAUGGAACUGAAAUUGCCAGGGGAGCUGAUGCAUAUCUGUCUUUCAUUAGUGAAUGGAGGAUUUCUCCAGGAGAAAGCCUCUUUGACAAAACACCAGCUCCUUCAACUUCAGCCAAGAAAAUACUUUUCUGUAGUUGCAAUGCUGGUGAUGUGGGAGCAGAUCAGCCUAUGAAUAAACUGAACUCUCUUUCAGAGGCACAAUCCUCUUUGACUUGCAAAAGAAGUGAACCACAUGCUUGGCUUCCUUCUUUGAUCCCUGGGCUGGAUGUUACUGCUGAGUAUAUUAGCUCAGUUGAUCAUAUCAGGGGCCUAAGCAAGCGUGCCUCUGUACUUGAAGAGGAUUCUUUUGCUCUUCUCUCUGGAGAGAGACACUCUGUGAAUCAAACAGCUCUUCAAACAAUAUCCCCAGGACAGAUGGCUAUCUUUCCAAACUCAAAAGCAAGCACUACAAGAGAUAAACAAGCUGUUGGGAUCUUGGGAGCCGACAGUUAUGAUGAUGUGUAUGGCAGUCAGCAGCGUCCCAGAAGACAUUCUGUCAGAAAGCGUCAAAAGCGCCAACAUUAUUAUGAGUACCUUCCUGUGUAUCCAUCCCAGGGUCUGAGCCAAUUGGAUCUGGAUGGAUUUAGCUAUUUUUUCCCAGAAGAUCACACAGCUGACCCACACCAGGAGCCUCUAUCCUCGUGGCCCACGCCUUCUGGCCUCACUGAGUCCUAUGCGUUGGAUCUGUGCCAGGAGACAGUAGCAAAUUCCAGCAUCGGGAGAGCUUGUAAGGACCUCCUUGGCCAACGGGUGGAGGACGCAAUACAUAUGUGUGUGAAAGACCUGCAACUGAAGGACGAUGUUGGCUGGGCAAAGGCAGGUUUGGCCUUGUUGGAAAACGAGUGUGAAAAGAGAGUUUCAGAAGAGAUUCAUGGCAACACUGAAGAAAAUGAGGGCUUAAUUGAGGACUUGCUCCUAGCAUUGAGGUGUCCCAACCUCUGCAGCAGGAAAGGUCAAUGUGUGGAAUGGGGCUGUGCUUGUUUUCAAGGCUUCAGCUCUUACGACUGCAGUUUGUCAUCCGAUCAGGUUCCAGAAAUUAUAGAGCUCGAUAAUGGAGGAUUGUGUGAUGUCCGACAGUAUGACUGCACAACUGUACGAGCUUUUGGCCACGGAUUCAGGGAAUUGCCAGAUCUCAGAUGUGUAAUUAACAAAUUGCAGUACAAUGAUAACAAAUGGGUUCUUGGGGAAUCUGUAUUCAUCCAUGCUGCCUUCCACAACAGCAAGACUGUUGAUUGCCAGCUUCCUACUGAAGGAUCCCCGUCAGAUGCUAUGGAUGAGAUAGAUGACAAACCCAUUUCAAGGUGGCAGAUCAAGAUUUCUAAUGAUGGACUGACUUAUAGCAACCCUAAAACAGUGACUUUGUUUGAUGGAGCUUGUCAGAUAUGUGAUCCACAGUUGGAUGGAUUAUGCAGGUUAAAGGAGAAAACGUGCACCAUAGAUGGUCUGUGUUACGGCGAAGGCGACACAAAUCCUAACAGUCCCUGCUUACUCUGCAGACCUGAGAUAUCAAAGCUAACUUGGUCAAUUGCUCAAAACAACCAGCCUCCUAUCUUUCCAAACUUGCAAGAAAGGCUGCAAACAUUUUACGGGGAGAAUUUUGUGUAUCAGUUCACAGCAGCAGAUCCAGAAGGUUCUGCCAUUGCCUUUUCACUGAGUGCUGGUCCCCCUGGUGCCAGCCUCUCUCCUGCUGGACUCCUGAUAUGGAAGGCAGUGUCCCCAAAUACCCAGAAAUUUACCUUUUCUGUGAUGGAUGACUGCAAUGCUGAAGUCAAAGUUGUAAUAGAGGUCAGUGUGAAACCAUGUGACUGUUUAAAUGGCGGUUCUUGUGUGACAGAUAUCAAUUUCCCACCUGGAAGUGGGAAAUACCUCUGUGUCUGCUUGCUAGGAUUUGAAGGUGACCUUUGUCAAGUGAACAUUGAUGACUGCGCAUCCAACCCCUGUGGCCUCGGCAGAUGCUUUGAUGGAAUAAGUAGCUUCUACUGUGAAUGCACACCUGGGCUGCAGGGUAGAUAUUGCCAAGAAGAUAUUGGUGAAUGUAAAUCCAGCCCCUGCUUCCCUGGAGUGGUCUGCUUCAAUACUGUUGAUUCCUAUUAUUGUGGUCCUUGUCCAGAAGGCUUAUAUGGAGAUGGGAAAAUGUGCUAUGCUGAAAUGCAAUCCACAAGCAAGCGCCCUUAUCAUCCUUUGUUUCCAGAAGAUGACCAUGAAGAAAAUGGAACAAAAAUUGGUGGAAUCUUUAAUAUUGAUCAAGGAUACAGAAUUUCUGAUGCCCAUACUGAUCAAAAUGUUUCUGGUUUCCUACAGCGUUCAACUGCUAAAGUUUCAGACACCACAAGCUUUCCUUCUAGUCCUAUAGAUGGUCCCAAAGGUGUUAUUCAUGCAGAAAUAGCCAACAGCACUCCAUCAACGUCUCCAGCCAAAACAACUGUAUCUUCAAAGCUACUCAUCUCACAGAGAACAGCUUUUAGAAAACCUAUUAGUAGUGGAUACCCUGAUUACGCAUUUGGUGUCAAUACUGUAAACAUCCAUUCUGGUGAGGCAAGGAAGAGCUCUGCAAUAAAUUCCACACUGGACACAUCAUUUAAGAAUAACACAAUAUCUCCUGGGAAGACAACUACGAUGCAUUACCAGACCUAUUCUCCCCUAGAGGCCAACAUAACACUAAGCAGUAAAACAAACAGAAUCAAUAGGACACUACUAACAAACGAAGGAAGGGGUGAUGGAAAAUUUCAGAGCCAAUUUGACAAGCGUAAAGAUAAUGCUUUACAAUCUACCUUUGAGAGAUUAUCUGUGCCAACCAAAGAAUUCGGAAAAGAUCAAAAAUCAGACAUAGCAGUCCCACGGCUAGUAACCUGUGCCAAUUCACCCUGUUUUUCUGGGGUUCCUUGUGAACCAAAUGAAGAGGGAAGCUUCAGGUGCGGUCGUUGUCCUUUUGGUUAUUAUGGAGAUGGUAUCAUUUGUCGAGCGAUAUGCAGGCAUACAUGUGGUAAAACCAUGGAAUGUGUGGCACCCAAUACCUGUAGAUGUAAGCCUGGGUACUCUGGACGGAGCUGUCAGGCUGCUGUGUGUCGACCAGAUUGCAAAAACCAUGGGAAAUGCAUCAGACCUAAUGUAUGUGAAUGUCUCCCAGGAUUCAGUGGUUCUAUCUGCGAUCAAGUACAUUGUGAUCCACCUUGCCAACAUGGGGGGACGUGUUUGACUAGAAACCUUUGCACUUGUCCAUAUGGUUUUGUGGGUCCACGGUGUGAAACAAUGGUUUGCAACAGGCACUGUGAAAAUGGCGGUGAAUGUCUUACCCCAGAUGUUUGCCAGUGCAGAGCUGGCUGGUAUGGACCCACAUGUAGUACAGCGGUCUGUGACCCAGUCUGCCUGAAUGGUGGAUUCUGUAUUAAGCCAAAUAUUUGCCUUUGUCCGAAUGGAUUUUUUGGUGCUAAAUGUCAGAAUGCCAUCUGCAGCCCUCCCUGUAAGAAUGGUGGUCACUGUAUGAGAAAUAAUGUUUGUACCUGUCCAGAGGGCUACAUCGGCAGAAGAUGUGAAAAAAGUAUCUGUGACCCAGUGUGCAUGAACGGAGGCAGAUGCGUGGGCCCAAACGUUUGCUCUUGCUCAUCGGGAUGGAGAGGGAAAAGAUGCAACACUCCUAUAUGCCUUCAGAAGUGCAAGAACGGAGGAGAAUGUAUUGGACCAAGUACUUGCCAUUGUCCUCCAGGGUGGGAAGGAGUCCAGUGUCAAACACCUCUGUGCAGCCAAAAAUGUCUCUAUGGAGGUACAUGUAUACGGCCUAAUGUGUGCGCCUGUCGUCCUGGCUACACUGGAGUCAUUUGUGGGGGGAAAGUGCAGGUACGACGUCGUGCUUGAAGCGCAAAUAUCUGGACCACAUAAUUAUGCUGCCUGGACUACAAGGUUCUUGGAUGUAGAGGGGUUCUCUGAAGGCACCAUUACUUAAAGGGCACAAUUCCAUCCCUUCCGAGUGCAGAGUACAGAGAUGCUCCACAUAGGCACAUAUUGCAGUUCUUCCCUUCCCUACCAUGCUGGCCGGAUAUAGGGCACAACCCAGGCAUUCUUCAGCCUGCCCAACCAUUGACAUUAAGCAGAACCUCUCCUGAAGCUCACUUAUAAGCAUCCAGUGGCUUGUUCCUCCCUAGAUUCACGCUACACUGACUCUUUGCAACAGGAGCAGUGUAGCAUCACAUGCAAGAGUCCAGGGAAACUGAGCUGUUGAAUGCUUCUAGGUGAGGUGCAGGUGGGCCUUUAGCUUAUUAUGAAUGGCUGAGUGGGUUGCAGAGUGUACAAGGUCUGACGGGUGGGGAAUAGAAGGUCCACAGCAAGUUCUUUUGCAAGGCCUACCACACCCUCACCUCCCCCCAACUCUGGGCCAGCAGAAGGGGGUGGAUCACUUCCAGAGUUUGUUACUGUAUUUACCCAAAUAGAAGUUGACCCAGAAUUUAAGAUGACACACACACACACCUUUAAAAUGGAGGUUAAAUACAGGUUAUACCUGUAUUUACCCAAAAGGAACAGCCCUCUGAAUUUUAAGACAACUCCCCAGUUUCCAAUAUCAAAGAACCAGGAGAAAAACUAGUCUUGGGUUCAGGUAAAUACAGUAAAACAAAGGAACCAAUAACAUCCCAGUGUUAUUUAAAAACCAAGGAGAUUAAUUUUUGCAGAACUGUGGUAGCUGAAAUACUAACAACCAAAGCCAAGUACAUCACAAUAUGUCUUUGAUUUAUUUUUCUUGCUACCUCAGAGCUAGAAACCAAAGCUUUUUAAUUUUUAAUUUUUAUAUUGAACUUUCGAGACAGAGGAUUCAUAUUCCUGAUCUAUAUUUAGAUGGUGAUAAGGGAAGAUUUAGAAAAGAAGCCAGCACAUGAUAUGGUUUGGGAUCCUUUCUUGUAAGUCGUCAGGUGUCUCUCAUAGUUGAAGCAUGGAAUGUGAUACCUGUAUGGCUUGCAAAUGAUGCAUUGUUGCCUCUUAACCAAUCUGUUUAUUAUAACAGUUGGGGAAAGCGUUGGAUCCUACCCCUCAGUCCAAAAGUCAUCUGAAUUUCAAACUCUGAAGCAGUUAGGCGUUUACUUAUGUAUAACAUGCCCACAUCAUAAAUCUGCACUGUGAGCAAGUAGAAUUCCAUAAAUGUAAGCAAUGGACUUUUUUUGCUGAGGCUGGAAAUUAAAGAUGAAACAA
Messenger RNA from Hemicordylus capensis (graceful crag lizard), 7499 nucleotides. RefSeq names its product von Willebrand factor D and EGF domains (gene VWDE). Gene Ontology annotation, cellular component: cell surface; extracellular region. Bases 150 to 6176 code for a protein of 2008 amino acids. Gene Ontology annotation, molecular function: signaling receptor binding; calcium ion binding. Lineage: Eukaryota; Metazoa; Chordata; Lepidosauria; Squamata; Cordylidae. The transcript is spliced from 33 exons. Gene Ontology annotation, biological process: anatomical structure development. The record is from RefSeq and is a predicted model, not a curated record.